Molecule: messenger RNA, 849 nt
Organism: Penicillium waksmanii
Lineage: Eukaryota; Fungi; Ascomycota; Eurotiomycetes; Eurotiales; Aspergillaceae
Product: Short-chain dehydrogenase/reductase SDR
Exons: 2
Coding region: 1-849 (282 amino acids)
Source: RefSeq, a predicted model, not a curated record
AUGUUCUCGCAGGAGGGCAAGGUGUUCAUUGUGACAGGUGGAAAUACCGGUGUUGGAUAUGAGCUCUGCAAGGUUUUCUCCUAUCACCCCGGGAAGCUCAAGUUCCUUCACCUCGAUCUGAAUGACCUUGAGUCUGUGUUACAAGCGGCCAAAAGCUUUUCUGAGCAAGAAUCAAAACUCGAUGUUCUCUGGAAUAAUGCAGGGACUGGGGCCAAUAUGGUUGAUCCUGGGGCGAAAAGUGUCCACGGCCUCGACGCUAUGAUUGGCAUGCACUGCGUAGCGACACUACUUUUUACGGAGCUCCUCGUAUCGCAGCUUCGAGCAUCUAUUAGAUCCGACAAUCCAGGAUCAACUCGAGUAGUUUGGACAUCCAGCUAUCUAGCUGAGGGUGCCUCGCCCAUUAACGGGAUUUCGUUCGAACAUCUUCAAAAUCGUAUCUCCGACCGUACCGCCAACUAUGCUGCAUCAAAAGCAGGAACAUGGAUUCUGGGCCGUGAGUUUGCGAACAGACACGGGAACGAAGGAAUUCUGAGUGUUAUCCAAAAUCCCGGAAAUCUGAAGGCGGGCUCAUAUGCAGGUACGCCUGCGCUCGCCAUGUGGCUCAUCAAUCCUUUGCUCCAUCCGCCUGAAUUCGGGGCUUAUACCCAACUAUAUGCUGGUAUAUCCCCCGAAGUCUCUUUGGAUCACAACGGUGCAUAUGUCAUUCCCUGGGGAAGAAUUCGACCCGAUAACGAUUGCCCCCGACAAGAUAUCGUAAAGGCCAUGACAUCGACUGAACAGGGAGGAUUAGGCUAUGGCAAAUUGUUUUGGGAAUGGUGCGAGGAGCAAUGGAAACCAUUUAUGUUGUAG